This is a messenger RNA of Purpureocillium takamizusanense, 2507 nucleotides long. RefSeq lists its product as uncharacterized. The transcript has 5 exons. NCBI's taxonomy places the organism in Eukaryota, Fungi, Ascomycota, Sordariomycetes, Hypocreales, Ophiocordycipitaceae. Gene Ontology annotation, molecular function: transmembrane transporter activity. The coding region runs from base 369 to 2087 and encodes 572 amino acids. The record is from RefSeq and is a predicted model, not a curated record. Gene Ontology annotation, biological process: transmembrane transport.
CUUUGACUUUGGGCUUACCCAUGCUUUAUUGCAUCCCACUGACGCAAGCUUGUCCCCGUUCUUGAACAUCCAUCUCCUCACUGCUCUGCAGACCUGCGUCGGCCGAUCCGACUCUUGACAGAAAAAGAUACCCAAGCGCCCUCUCCGUCGGCGCCGUCAAAUACACUGAAACCCGCCGCCCUUUGGCCAAUCGCAUCGCAACUGCACAGGAACUUCACCGUCGCCAUGCCCCUCGCGCGACUCUCGCCAUCCUACCGUUAAAAACCUCUACGUCGAAUCCGUCCCUCCUCCCACCUGGGCACUCCUCGACCUCCGGUGCCUCUACCGAUCACAGUCGAGAUCGCUGCUCAUUCUUUUGCGCCGCCAUCAUGGGCCUCGGCAUCCUCGAGCCCAAGUCUGGUGAACAAGUGCCCGGAACCACAAGAUACUUUGAUGACCGCGAUGGGCCCCAAGAGGUGCGGGAAAACGGAACAGCCCUCAAGUGCGACACCAGCGGCAAGGUUCCCAUUAUUCUCAUCCCCCAGCCAUCCGAUGAUCCCAACGACCCUCUAAACUGGCCGCUAUGGAAGCGCGACCUCAUCACCUUCGCUCUCUGCUUUGCCGGCAUCCUGGCCACCUCGCUUGGCUCCAUUCUCGCCUCCAACACGCUCGUCAUUAGCACCGAAUUCGUCGUUUCCCUGACAAAGACUGCCGUCCUCACCGGCUAUUUCUUACUCGGCGCUGGCAUCGCAGCCACCUUUUUCGUCCCGUCGGGUCGCGUCUGGGGCAAGCGCCACCUCUUCCUCAUCGGCAUCGUAAUCUGCAUCGCAUCGAGCGUCUGGGCCGGCGCGGGGGGCACAAACUACAACAGCAUGGCCGCCGCGAGGGCCUUCCAGGGCGUAGGCGCCGCUCCUUUCGAGAGCCUUCUUAAUGCCGCCGUCGGCGACCUCUAUUUUGUGCAUCAGCGAGGCCUCCGCAUGGCCUUCACCAACCUGGCCGUCUUUGGCGGAGCCUUUUUGACGCCCGUCUUCGUCGGCAAAAUCACCGAACAGCUGGGUUGGGAGUGGAGCUUUUACUUCGUUGCCAUCUUCAUGGCCCUGACUCUGCCGGUCGUGUUCCUCUUCUGUCCGGAACCAGCCUACCGUCGAGACUAUAGGCUCAACAUUGACGAAAACACGUCGGACGAAGUCAAGCUGAACCCGGCGCCCGCUUCGGCCAAUUCUUCGUCGGGCGCUGGGGGCCCAGACGGGUCCUACGCCCCCGUUUCGGAAAAGCAGCCUGGUUUUGUCUUGUUCCCGACGUCUCGGGAAAUGCAACCCCUGGGUCAUGCCCAAACACCCAAGAAAUCGUUUAUCCAGUCCCUUUCCCUAUUCGACGGAAGAAAGACAGAUGAGCGCUAUUGGGUGCUCCUCCUCCGCCCCUUCCCACUCAUCAUGAACCCGGCCUUUAUCUGGGGUUGCCUUAUACAAGGGGCCAUGAUCGGGUGGACUAUUUUCAUCGCAGUCCUCAACGCCAUUGUCUUCAUCGGCCCGCCAUAUUGGUGGGGUGAGGUCAAGGCCGGAUACACAUACACAGCCCCGUUCGUAGGGGCCGUUGGCGGCUUCAUCGUCUGCGGUCUCCUCGCUGACAGCAGCGUCAGGGUGCUCACAAAGCUCAACAAGGGAAUAUACGAGCCCGAAUUUCGCAUCUUCCUCGUGCUCCCCAUGCUCAUCGCGGGCGGCAUUGGGCUCUAUGGCUUUGGCAUCACGGCCCAGAACAUCAUGUCGGGCCAGUUCACCUAUAUUGUGCCGCUCAUCUUCUUUGCGUUCGAAGUGGCGGGCAUGGUCAUUGGCACCGUGGCCAGCUCGCUGUACAUUGUGGACGCAUACCGAAGCAUGACGGUCGAGGGGUUCACCCUGAUGAUCAUAUUCAAGAACAUCUUCAGCUUCAUCCUGACGUGGUACGCUUACGACUGGAUCACCCACGGAGGCAUCAAGAGCGUCUUCGUCAUCGUCGCGUCCGUACAGGUGGGCAUUUGCCUGCUAAGCAUCCCCAUGUACAUAUAUGGAAAGCGUGUCAGGGCAUAUUUUCACCACCACGACGUCCAGGCCAUUUGCGGGCUGCGAUGAUGCUGAUACCCGUCCUUCGUCUCUUCUUUUGGCGUUGUAUUCCUCUCUCUGUUCAAUCCGCGCAUCUCGUCGGAAACCACGGUGUUUAGGGGUCAUGAAGAAUGAUGUGAUUUUAGUCUGGUGCUUUCGGGGGUACAGUAAGACGGGCAACUGCGAUAGGCGGCAGGGUGCUAGGCGCGCGGGAUAUAACGAGGGCAUCCAAGUAAUGUUCACUAUGCUGGCACACGCGAACGUGUAUUGACUACAGCCUGGUGGGAGAGUAGGUCGAGUUCAUCAUGGCCCGUUAAUCAUGUCCAUUGAGUGGUAUCAGAAUUGAAACGAAGCAAAACCAAAAAGAAAAGACACCAAACCCCCCUUUGUCCCGUCACUGCGACCGCUUUUGUCGAGACGGCCGACGCCCAUGUACGCUGCCAAGUUGCC